GGAACACGCCUCUCCGGUCUUGACCGUCUGAGAGAGCCACCAACUCCAUCACUCUCUUGAUCUCUUCUCCUCUCGUCUCAGUCGCGCGGCCGUAUAAAAUCCACCCGGCGCCUUUCUUCUCCAACUCACACGCCGGUCGGCCGGUCGGUGACCUCUCCCUCUCUUCUCUUCUUCUUCUUCUUCUCCGAAGCUUAGCUUGGAAUUGGAGGAGAGGAAGACCUCCACGCUUGCUUGUCUUGCUGCUUUGCCAACCCACGGCACCAACCACCCACCGCCAGAAGAAAAAUCCAAGCGAAAAGUGCAGCGGUAGGUAGAUUAGCAGCUUGCUCGGGCGGCGGCCAUGGAAGCGCCGGCGGCUAUCCGGAACACCGCGGCCGCUCUCUCCCUGCCGGCGCCGCGGGCCCGCGCGGGGAGGCUCGGCGGCACGCGCCGGCAGCCGUGCGCGGCAGCGUCCUGCUCCAGCCGCGGCGACUGGCAGACGGCCUGCGCCAUCCUCUGCAGCAACAGCAACAACAAGCCCAAGGUGAACGGCCAGAGCCAGACCACGGAAGAGCUGGCGCCGGCGGAUUCGUCUUCGUCUUCCUCGGAUCUGGUCCCGGCGCCGUCCAACCUGCCGCGGCCUCUGAGCAUCAGCGACCUGUCCCCGGCGCCGAUGCACGGAUCCCAGCUCCGCGUCGCCUACCAGGGCGUCCCGGGGGCCUACAGCGAGGCCGCCGCCGGGAAAGCCUACCCUGGCUGCGAGGCCAUCCCCUGCGACCAGUUCGAGGUGGCCUUCCAGGCCGUGGAGCUCUGGAUCGCCGACCGCGCCGUGCUCCCCGUGGAGAACUCCCUCGGCGGCAGCAUCCACCGCAACUACGACCUGCUCCUCCGCCACCGGCUCCACAUCGUGGGCGAGGUCCAGCUCCCCGUCCACCACUGCCUCCUGGCGCUCCCGGGGGUCCGCCGCGAGCUGCUGGGCCGGGUCAUCUCCCACCCGCAGGCCCUGGCCCAGUGCGAGCACACGCUCACCCGCAUGGGCCUCAACGUGGCCCGCGAGGCCCACGACGACACCGCGGGAGCCGCCGAGCACAUCGCCGCCAAUUCCCUCCGCGACACCGCCGCCAUCGCCUCCGCGCGCGCCGCCGAGCUCUACGGCCUCGCCGUCCUCGCCGACGGCAUCCAGGACGACGCGGGCAACGUGACGAGGUUCGUGAUGCUGGCCAGGGAGCCCAUCAUCCCGCGCACCGACAGGCCAUUCAAGACGAGCAUCGUGCUGGCCCACGACGGCGAGGGCACGUCGGUGCUCUUCAAGGUGCUGUCGGCGUUCGCCUUCAGGGACAUCAGCCUGACCAAGAUCGAGAGCCGGCCGCACCGGCACCGGCCCAUACGGCUCGUGGACGACGCCAACGUCGGCACGGCCAAGCACUUCGAGUACAUGUUCUACAUCGACUUCCAGGCGUCCAUGGCCGACGUGCGCGCCCAGAACGCGCUCGCCGAGAUCCAGGAGUUCACCUCCUUCCUCAGGGUGCUCGGCAGCUACCCCAUGGACAUGACGCCAUGGGACAGCGCGCCCUACACAUCCUCAGCCGCCUCGAAUCAACAAGCCUAAGCUGAGCUGAGGCUGAGCUCCCUGUUGGUGUUGCAUCGAUCAAUGCGGCAAGAAAUUCUUGUUAAUUUAAUCUUCUUCCCAUGUUCAUUUCUUUUGCUCCUCUUGAAUAUUUUUGUGGCUGAAUUUCUUCCGGGAAAAACGAAUAGCAAGGUGUCAAUGAAUCAGUGUAACCAGCAUCACAAAUUUUUGGAUUGUUCUUCCGUGCACGCAUCGGUGCCGGAUGAAUUUGCCUAAUCAAAACCGGUUGCUGAGUUCUUGUC
Brachypodium distachyon (stiff brome) is the source of this 1848-nucleotide messenger RNA. Its product is annotated as arogenate dehydratase/prephenate dehydratase 6, chloroplastic. Gene Ontology annotation, cellular component: cytoplasm; chloroplast. The transcript has a single exon. Bases 341 to 1588 code for a protein of 415 amino acids. Gene Ontology annotation, molecular function: prephenate dehydratase activity; arogenate dehydratase activity. Lineage: Eukaryota; Viridiplantae; Streptophyta; Magnoliopsida; Poales; Poaceae. The record is from RefSeq and is a predicted model, not a curated record. Gene Ontology annotation, biological process: L-phenylalanine biosynthetic process.